UGCCGGCCUCCUCCCUCGGCGCCGCGGCCAUGGCGGCCAGCGCGAAGCGGAAGCAGGAGGAGAAGCACCUGAAGAUGCUGCGGGACAUGACCGGCCUCCCGCACAACCGCAAGUGCUUCGACUGCGACCAGCGCGGCCCCACCUACGUGAACAUGACGGUCGGCUCCUUCGUCUGCACCUCCUGCUCCGGCAGCCUGCGAGGGUUAAAUCCACCGCAUAGGGUGAAAUCUAUCUCCAUGACAACAUUUACACAACAGGAAAUUGAAUUCCUACAAAAACAUGGAAAUGAAGUCUGUAAACAGAUUUGGCUAGGAUUAUUUGAUGAUAGAUCUUCAGCAAUUCCAGACUUCAGGGAUCCACAAAAAGUGAAAGAAUUUCUACAAGAAAAAUAUGAAAAGAAAAGAUGGUAUGUCCCACCAGAACAAGCCAAAGUGGUGGCAUCAGUUCAUGCAUCUAUUUCAGGCUCCUCUGCCAGUAGCACAAGCAGCACACCUGAGGUCAAACCACUGAAGUCUCUCUUAGGAGAUUCUACACCAGCACUACACUUAAAUAAGGGCACCCCUAGUCAGUCCCCAGUUGUAGGUCGCUCUCAAGGGCAGCAGCAGGAAAAGAAGCAGUUUGACCUUUUAAGUGAUCUUGGCUCAGACAUCUUUGCUGCUCCAACCCCUCAGUCAACAGCCACAGCCAAUUUUGCUAAUUUUGCACAUUUCAACAGUCAUGCAGCUCAGAAUUCUGCAAAUGCAGAUUUUGCAAACUUUGAUGCAUUUGGACAGUCUAGUGGUUCGAGUAAUUUUGGAGGUUUCCCCACAGCAAGUCACUCUCCUUUUCAGCCCCAAACUACAGGUGGAAGUGCUGGAUCCAUAAAUGCUAAUUUUGCUCAUUUUGAUAACUUCCCCAAAUCCUCCAGUGCUGAUUUUGGAACCUUCAACACUUCCCAGAGUCAUCAGACAGCAUCAGUUGUUAGUAAAGUUUCAACAAACAAAGCUGGUUUACCGACAGCAGACAAAUAUGCAGCCCUUGCUAAUUUAGACAACAUCUUCAGUGCUGGGCAAGGUGGUGAUCAGGGGAGUGGCUUUGGGACGACAAGUAAAGCUCCUGCUGGUUCUGUGGUUUCAGUUCCCAGCCAGUCUAGUGCAUCUUCAGACAAGUAUGCAGCCCUGGCAGAACUAGACAGCGUUUUCAGUUCUGCAGCCACCUCCAGUAAUGCGUAUACUUCCACAAGUAAUGCUAGCAGCAAUGUUUUUGGAACAGUGCCAGUGGGUGCUUCUGCACAGACACAGCCAGCUGCCUCAAGCGUGCCUGCUCCAUUUGGAGCUACACCUUCCACAAAUCCAUUUGUUGCUGCUGCUGGUCCUUCUGUGGCAUCUUCUACAAAUCCAUUUCAGACCAACGCCAGAGGAGCAACAGCGGCAACCUUUGGCACUGCAUCAAUGAGCAUGCCUGCGGGCUUCGGCACUCCUGCCCCCUAUAGUCUUCCCACCAGCUUUAGUGGCAGUUUCCAGCAACCUGCCUUCCCAGCCCAAGCAACUUUCCCUCAACAGACAGCUUUUUCUCAACAGCCCAAUGGUGCAGGUUUUGCAGCUUUUGGACAAACAAAGCCAGUGGUAACCCCUUUUGGUCAAGUUGCAGCUGCUGGAGUAUCUAGUAAUCCUUUUAUGACUGGUGCGCCAACAGGACAGUUUCCAACAGGAAGCUCAUCAACCAAUCCUUUCUUAUAGCCUUAUAUAGACACUUUACUGGAACGAACUUUUAUGUGGUCGUAUUACAUCUCUCCGCCUCUUGCACUGUUGUCUUGUUUCACUGAUCUUAGCUUUAAACACAAGAGAAGUCUUUAAAAAGCCUGCAUUGUGUAUUAAACACCAGGUAAUAUGUGCAAAACAGAGGGCUCCAGUAACAGCUUUUAACCUGUUGAAUUGGCAGAAAGAGCUAGCGGUAUCAUGUAUAUUAAAAAUUGGCUAAUGUUAAGUUAUUGCAGAUACCACAUUCAUUAUGCUGCAGUACUGUACAUAUUUUUCUUAGAAAUUAGCUAUUUGUGCAUAUCAGUAUUUGUAACUUUAACACAUUAUGUGAGAAACGUUACUGGGGAAAUAGAUCAGCCACUUUUAAGGUGCUGUCAUAUAUCUUGGAAUGAAUGACCUAAAAUCAUUUUAACCAUUGCUACUGGAAAGUUACAAAGUCAAAAUUGGAAGGUUUUAUUCAUUCUCGAAUUUUUCCUUUCUAAAGAGCUCUUCUAUUUAUACAUGCCUAAAUUCUUUAAAAAUGUAGAGGGAUUCCUGUCUGCAUAAUAAAGCUGAUCAUGUUUUGCUACAGUUUGCAGGUGAAAAAAAAUAAAUAAUAGAAAAUA
Lepus europaeus (European hare) is the source of this 2344-nucleotide messenger RNA. It is a transcript of the gene AGFG1, whose product is annotated as ArfGAP with FG repeats 1. Gene Ontology annotation, cellular component: cytoplasmic vesicle. The record is from RefSeq and is a predicted model, not a curated record. The transcript is spliced from 13 exons. Gene Ontology annotation, molecular function: GTPase activator activity. The coding region runs from base 30 to 1718 and encodes 562 amino acids. NCBI's taxonomy places the organism in Eukaryota, Metazoa, Chordata, Mammalia, Lagomorpha, Leporidae.